Messenger RNA from Rangifer tarandus platyrhynchus (Svalbard reindeer), 1257 nucleotides. Lineage: Eukaryota; Metazoa; Chordata; Mammalia; Artiodactyla; Cervidae. The record is from the annotation of a GenBank genome assembly.
AUGGGCAGUGAAGUCAGGUGGGAUCCCCCGCCCCAGUGCAGCCGUCCCCCGGGCUCUCCCCAGGUAGGGGGUGCACGAGGGCGGCCAGAGGGCAGUGAUGCCCCGAAGGGUGGGGGGGUCCAGCGGGACCGGGGAGGCGGGGAAGGAAAGACGCAGGGCGGGCUGAUGCGCAGCCCCGCGGCCGGCCUCGGACCCCGGCCCGGGAGGGAGGGGCGUGUCCCCAGGGCCGUGACCCCCGCCGAACCCGCGCGCGUUCUCCGCCCCGGAGGGCUGGGAUCCGUCCGUCCGGUCGGGGGAGGCCGAGUGUCCCGAGAAGCCCGGCGGGAGAGGAGACGCCCAGAGCCCGGGUCCGCGCUCGGCGGGGCGGGCGGGGUGCGGCCCGGCCCGGGCGAGCGCCUCCCCAGGCCCGGGCGCCGCCGGCCAGCUCGGCGGGCUGCGCGCGGCGCGAACUUGGGCACUGCGGCAGGCGAGGGCGGGCGCGCCGCGGAGUUCGCGGGAAGUGCGGCGGCGGGGCCCGCGGGCGGCGCGAAGUUGGGGUACCUGCGGGCGCCGGCCCGGUCCGGCCUGCGGCAGGAAGUGCUCCGGCGGCCCGGCGCUCCGGCUCACAUGGACUUUCUCCGGCCGCGCCCAGCACCGGGCCGCACCGCGGCGGGCGGGGCGCGCGGGGGAGGCGCCGCGGGCCGUUUAAAGGGACAGCGCGCCGGCCGCGCGCGCGCACUCGCCGCCCCGGGGCGCGCCGCCCCGCGCCAGGUGGGCGCCCGGGGAGGGGCGAGGACGGAGCGGGGGCGGAUCCGAAGGUGGGGGGCGGCCGGUCUGCGCCCCCUCCGCGCGCCUCCUCCCCGACUCCUGGCGUGGGACCCUGCGCGGGGCCCGAAGCCGGGGCCGGACGCGGGCAGGACCGGGGCGGGGACCCACACACUCUGGAGGUGUGGAACCCCCGGUCCUGGGGCGCCCUCUCCCCGUGGCGGCCGCGCCAGCACUGGGAUGCCUCGCCGUGUGGGGCCGCCGGCGGGAGCAGGUGCGCGCGGCCUUGGCUGCCACGGACGUCCCGGAGGCCGGAGAGCCGGGAUGCGGAAGAAGCGGCGGUGGCCGGCGCCUCCUGCGCUGAGCCGGGUAACUGCUAGCUGCGUGAAUGCGGCCGGGUCUGCUUUCAGGCCCGGCGUGAUCUGGGCGCACUGGCUGUUAGUGACUCCCCUGACCCCACCGGCUCCCGGUUUGCUCGAGGCCCCCCUCCUGUGGACAGAAGUGAUGUUUUAA